Messenger RNA from Parnassius mnemosyne (clouded apollo), 234 nucleotides. The record is from the annotation of a GenBank genome assembly. Lineage: Eukaryota; Metazoa; Arthropoda; Insecta; Lepidoptera; Papilionidae.
UUGAUAUUUUCUUUAUAUGGGUUUUAUGAGCUUAAAACCGUUGAAUUUGUUUUGUCCAAAUACGGAAGGCCAGUAAUCCAAAUGGGGGGAUAUCGAUAUAACAAGCACAGUCCCGGCAACGGUCGCAAGAUUCAAUGGUUGUGCAGUAAAAGAAGAAGCCCUUUCUUCUGCCACGGCAAGUUAACUACUUACGAUGGCGAAGUUAUAGCUUUGCACGACGAUCAUAAUCAUUAA